This is a messenger RNA of Lactuca virosa, 2052 nucleotides long. NCBI's taxonomy places the organism in Eukaryota, Viridiplantae, Streptophyta, Magnoliopsida, Asterales, Asteraceae. The record is from the annotation of a GenBank genome assembly.
AUGUCUACUCCUGGAAACACUUCUGCUUCGUCCUCCUCCAACCAAAACUUCUCUUUGCUCAAUAUCUGCUCCAAAGUCGUUAUGGAUGGCUCAAACUAUAACGAUUGGAUGCGCAACAUCAAGAUGGCUCUUCGUUUCGAGAACAAAGAAUAUGUUCUUGAAAAGGAGCUCAAAGAGCUUGAUGAGAAUGAAGCUACUCCUGAAGAUCUUGCUGCCUACAAGAAACAUUACGAUGAUGCUACCAAAGUGGCAUGCAUCAUGGUGGCAACUAUGUCCCCAGAACUGCAGAGGUACUAUGAGGACUACUGGCCUUUCGAGAUGAACAAGGACCUUAUGGAAAAGUACCAUAAGCGAGCUCGUCAAGAAAAGUUCGAAGUAGUCAAGUCACUCAUGGCUUGCAAGAUGAAAGAUGGGGAGUCGGUUGUGUCACAUGUGCAAAGAAUGCAACGCUACAUAGAGCGUUUGGUCAAGCUCAAUAUUCACUUUGAUGAGGAAUUGGCCAUUGACAUGGUCUUGAACUCACUUCCUGAAUGUUAUGGUCAGUUUAUUCUAACUUACCAUUUGAACAAUACUGAGCAGACCUUGGCCCAAUUGCACAACUUGUUGCAGACAGCUGAGGCAGGGAUGAAGGGUAAAAGUAUACCCUCCACACCUACGAGUGCCCCUGUUUUGGCUAUUGGACAGGGAAAGGGGAAAAAGAGGAAAGGUCCUCCCAAGCAAAACUGGAAGAGCAAGGCUCAAGCUGGGUCAUCUAGUAAUGGCCCAAAGGCUAAGCCCAAUGGUUCCACUCCCCAUGUUUCUGAUCCAAAAGAGGCAGUUUGCUUUUACUGCAACCAAAAAGGGGCAUUGGAAGAGAUCUUGCCCACAAUAUCUGCAAGAUAUCAAGGAUGGCAAAGUGAAGCCAUCUUCGGCAGAAAGAUAAAGAUACUUAGAUCCGAUAGAGGCGGGGAGUAUCUUAGUAUCGAGUUUAACGACUAUCUGAAAGAAUGUGGGAUAGUCUCACAAUUGACUCCUCCUAGGACACCACAGUUAAAUGGUGUAGCUGAGAGGCGUAAUCGAACCUUGUUAGACAUGGUUCGUUCUAUGAUGAGUCGGGCUUCGCUUCCAUUCACUUCUGGGGGGAAAGUUCCCUCGUUAGCACAUAUUAAAGUCUGGGGUUGUGAAGCUUUCGUAAGACGAGAGACUCACGACAAGCUAGCAGCUAGAACACGAAGAGGAGUCUUUCUUGAAAGAGAGCUCAUAUUCAAAGAGGACAGUGGGAGCACUAUUGACCUUGAAGAAAUUCAAGAGUCAGCCAAUGAAGGAACCUUAGAUGACACUAGCACUCAACCAGAGGAAACAGUUCCUGUUGAACCAAUUGAUAACUCAUUACCUCUUAGAAGAUCCACUAGGGUGAGUGUGCCACCUGAGUUGUAUGGUUUUCAUAUUACUUCAGAUGGUGACACAUUCAUAAGUGACAGAACACUGGUAAACUUAGAUGAACCAGUCACUUAUAAGGAAGCAAUGGCAGGCCCAGAGGCUUCCAAGUGGAAAGAGGCAAUGGACAGCGAGAUUAAGUCCAUGUAUGACAACCAAGUUUGGAAUUUGGUUGAUAGUGCACCAGGUCGUAAGACAGUUGGGUGCAAAUGGAUCUUCAAGAAGAAGACAGACAUGGAUGGAAAUGUGCACACAUUCAAGGCUCGACUGGUUGCAAAAGGUUUCACUCAAACCCCAGGGGUUGACUAUGAUGAGACCUUCUCGCCAGUGGCUAAGAUUAAAUCUAUUAGGAUAUUGCUCGCCAUAGCUGCCUUUCAUGAUUAUGAAAUCUGGCAGAUGGAUGUCAAAACUGCUUUCCUUAAUGGGAAGUUGGCUGAAGAUGUUUACAUGAGUCAGCCAGAGGGUUUUGUUGAUGCAAAGUUCCCCAAUAGAGUGUGCAAGCUUGAGAAAUCCAUUUAUGGAUUGAAACAAGCAUCUCGCAGUUGGAAUCUUUGCUUCCAUGAGAAAGUCAAAGAGUUGGUUUCUCUAGAAGUGAAGAUGAGUUUUGUGUGUAUAUCAAGGCUAGUGGGAGUAUAG